CUCGUGCUCAGACCUGACGGCACGUUCACGCGCGGAGGACGCUACUGGAGUAUCUAAUACCAGUCUGCAGAGGCUUUAAAACUAAAAAACUACUCGCUAAAAUAAAUAGUGAAACCAGGAUUUGUUCUCAGUUCAGGCGUUUUUUUUGCUCUUGUUGAAUAAUUGACCGCAGCUGCGCAGGCGGAAUCUUCAGGCAGGUCAGCCCUGCUGUAGCGCGUUCACCUUGAUGGACUGAAGUGUUCGCGUGAUUAAAACCGUGUUUAGUCCGUGCACUUCUCAACGCCACAAUGUUGGACUCCUCCAGCAAGAACAACAAUAAUAAUAGCGCAAUGAUGACCAAAAUCCACACAAGAAUCCGCACAGAGCCUUUUAAUAACAACUACGACCUCGUCAGCAAAGUACUCGGCAGAGGGAAGUUUGCCGUGGUGAAGAAGUGUGUGGAGAAGGCCACACAGAACGAGUACGCUGCCAAGUUCCUCCGCAAACGGAGGAAGGGUGAGGAUUGCAGAAAUGACAUCCUGAAUGAGAUCGCCGUGCUCGAAGCAGCCAAAGCCAACCCUUACGUGGUCGGACUGCAUGAGGUGUACGAGACCAGCCACGAGAUCAUCCUGGUGCUCGAAUAUGCUGCCGGAGGAGAGAUCUUCAAUCAGUGCGUGGCCGAGGACGAAGACGAAGCGUUUACCGAAGACGACGUCAUCCGGCUGGUUCGGCAGAUUCUAACAGGAGUAGCUUUCCUUCAUCGCAACAACGUCGUUCACUUAGACCUGAAGCCUCAGAACAUCCUGCUCACCAGCGCUCAGCCACUCGGGGACAUCAGGAUCGUAGAUUUCGGUCUGUCCCGUCAGGUGGACAACAAGUCCGAAGUGCGUGAGAUCUUGGGAACUCCAGAGUACGUAGCUCCUGAGAUUCUGAGCUACGAGCCAGUGUCCACGGCUACGGACAUGUGGAGCAUUGGCGUGUUGACGUACGUGAUGUUGACGGGCGAGUCCCCUUUCCUGGGUGACGAAAAGAAGGAGACGUACCUGAACGUCUCCAAAGGCAUCGUGGACUACUCGGAAGAAGUCUUCGAAGGCAUCUCGCACCUCGCCGUAGACUUCCUCAAAUCGCUGCUCAAACUAGACCCCAGAACUCGAGUCACAGCCGAAGAGUGCCUGAGUCACCUCUGGUUAAACACAGACUCCAACAGCCGCAAUCUUAUCACCAUCACCGCCACAACCACCCCCACCUCCACCUCCACAGGCGACGAGCAGGAAACCAGCCAAUCAGAAUCUGAGCCCGAGAGCCCCGAUUCGUCUCCCGAGCUUUCCGACAUCCCGUUGUAUACCACGUUCCCCGUACAAGGGGACCUGAAAACGGGCAGAGACACUUUCACUUUUACGGAGUCAUUUCCGACUCGCCCGGAAAUGCAGCAGGAGCUGAUCUGUUGAGAGUGACAGCCAUAGCGUCCAAUCAGAAGGGAGCUCAGUUUGUCGACCAUGAUGAAACUUUGGUGUGAACUGUGAGCUGGUCCGCUCGGGUGUGUUCGGCCCAGGUCAUGUGUCCAUUGGUGUGUGUGUGUGAUUUCAGGUAUGCACUUGUGAUUAGUAAGAAGUGCUAUUUAAUAAUCUUCCAGAAGCCUAUGAUAACUGCAAAUUAAUACAUUAUUUUUAAUAAUAAAUAAAUAAAAAGUAGGUUUCUCACCACACACACACCAGUGUAAAUAGAAGCUUCUGUGGUUACUGAGUGUCGGUUAGUCUGCUGGUCGGAAUUGAAUCCUUACCCAGAGAGCUGAACUCUCAACACCAAGGAACCCUCAUGAGCUCGAAGACACCGGAUGGACGUUCGACGCUCUAUCUGCUCUUGGACGGGUAUGGAGGCGCGAGCCCAGAGACCGUCCUGACCAUCGGAUCGUCGAUCAGAUCUUCCUCUUAGGACGCUUCAAACUUGGGAAUAGUAGCUUCUCUUUUUCUUUAGCACUUUUGGAAAAAAAAAAAAAACAAA
Messenger RNA from Hemibagrus wyckioides, 1980 nucleotides. It is a transcript of the gene stk17al, whose product is annotated as serine/threonine kinase 17a like. Gene Ontology annotation, molecular function: protein serine/threonine kinase activity; ATP binding. The record is from RefSeq and is a predicted model, not a curated record. The coding region runs from base 288 to 1427 and encodes 379 amino acids. Gene Ontology annotation, cellular component: nucleus. The transcript is spliced from 7 exons. Lineage: Eukaryota; Metazoa; Chordata; Actinopteri; Siluriformes; Bagridae. Gene Ontology annotation, biological process: protein phosphorylation; intracellular signal transduction; positive regulation of apoptotic process.